Amaranthus tricolor (Joseph's coat) is the source of this 4251-nucleotide messenger RNA. RefSeq names its product putative disease resistance RPP13-like protein 1. Gene Ontology annotation, molecular function: ADP binding. The transcript has a single exon. Lineage: Eukaryota; Viridiplantae; Streptophyta; Magnoliopsida; Caryophyllales; Amaranthaceae. The coding region runs from base 41 to 3970 and encodes 1309 amino acids. The record is from RefSeq and is a predicted model, not a curated record. Gene Ontology annotation, biological process: defense response to other organism.
AGUCUCUUCCUUGUCUAACUCUUUUGUUUUCCUAAACAAAAUGCCCAUAAGUGAAACAAUUCUUGGUGCCAUUCUUAGUGUUGUUUUAGAUAAGCUUGCAUCCAAACAAGUCCUGAACUAUCUAAAAUCAUCAAAACUUGAUGAAUCUUGUUUGAAAAAGCUUAAACAUUUGAUGCUAGUUGUUGAAAAGCUUCUUGCUGAUGCAGAACACAAACAGACCAUUAACCCUGCAGUGAAAUCAUGGCUUAGUGAACUCAAACACUUAUUCUAUCGCGCUGAAGAGCUUGUCGAUGAGAUUGCUACUGAAGCAAUACAUGCUUCUAUGGAUGCGAGUUCCAGACGUAAAUCAUUGAAAACCAAAGUAAGGAACUUGAUUCCUCCAUUUAGUACCUCUUCUUCUUUUGCCAAAAUUGUUAAUUUGGGUCUUAAGGAGAUUAUUAGUCAAUUAGAAGAUAUGGUAAGUGAGUCUAGUGCAUUGAAUCUUAGAGAAGAUUAUGGUAGCAACAUAGAAGUUUCUACAAGGAUUACAAUUCCAACUAGUUAUAUGCUUGAUGAUACCCAUGUUGUUGGUAGGGAACAUGAGAAGGAGGAGGUAUUGAACAAACUUCUAUAUGAGGAAAGUGAAAGACACAAGAUUAGUGUUGUAGCUAUAGUGGGUAUGGGUGGCUUGGGUAAAACUACUCUUGCUAAGAUGGUGUAUAAUGAUGAUAAGUUGGGUUUGUUUAAUCUUAAAGCUUGGGUGCAUGUGUCUGAUCAAUUUGAUGUUUCUAAGGUGACAAAGUCUAUUCUUGAAUGCAUUACUCUUGGGGCAUACUCAGGCUCGCUUGAAUUGAGUGUGCUUCAGUAUGAGUUGAGCAAGAUGUUGAAAGACAAUAGAUUUCUUCUUGUGUUGGAUGAUGUAUGGAAUGAGAAAUACGAAGAUUGGGAUUGCUUGAGGGUUCCAUUUAGUCUUGGUGCGAGAGGGAGUAAAGUUAUUGUCACAACGAGGAAUGAUGGGGUUGCGACAACCAUGCGCACAACUAAUGUGAUCCGUUUGAAGCCCUUGUCGGAGGAAGAUGGAUGGUUGUUGUUUUCAAAACAUGCUCUUGGGGUUGAAAGUUCGAGUUCAAAUCUGCAUUCGGAGUUCCAUGAUGUUGGUCGAAAAAUUGUUCAGAAGUGCAGUGGUUUGCCUCUUGCUAUUAAAACUCUAGGUGGGUUAUUGUGGUCUAAACAGGAUAUCAAGGAAUGGAAAGUUAUUCUAGAAAGUUCUGUGUGGGAUUGUCAUGAUGGUAAAAGCAGUAUUGUUCCUGCUCUAAGGCUUAGUUAUUAUCACUUGCCUUCCCAUUUGAAGCAAUGCUUUUCUUAUUGUGCCCUUUUUCCUAAAGGUCAUAGGUUUGACAGGAAAGGAUUGGUGCUGUUAUGGAUGGCGGAAAAUUUUGUGCAGUCGAUUCAGCGUAGUAGGAGGAUAGAAGACAUAGGGGAGGAUUACGUAAAUCAGUUGAUAUCAUAUUCGUUUUUCGAAAAAACUGACACUAAUGAACUUCUUAUGCAUGAUCUUAUACAUGAUCUAGCUCAAGAAAUAUCAGGGGACUUUUUGUCGCGCCUAGAGAAUGCACAGACAACAUCGGAGAUUUCUGAAAAGACUAGAUACUUCUCUUAUUUUCGAGAUCAUUAUGAUAUCUUCUCUAAAUUUGGUCUUCUCCAUGUAGCCAAGUAUAUGAGGACCUUUUAUCAAUUGCCAAAGUGGACUUCAUUUGCAGAAUUGGGUGCAACAUAUGGGAUUUGUAAUUGCUACUUGAGCAUUAAACUUCCUAUUGAACUUAUUCCCCGCUUUCAUUGUCUACGUGUCUUGUCUCUCUCGAGAUAUUUUGUUAUUCAGCUACCUGAAUCUAUAGGAAAUCUAAAACAACUCCGCUUCCUAGAUGUAUCCGAAACAGGAAUCAAGAAGUUGCCUAAGUCAAUCUGCAAUUUGUACCAUUUACAAACUCUUUUGUUGUCCCAAUGCAAGGAUCUUGAACGACUGCCAGAAAAUAUGUCGAUACUAAUGUCACUGCGCCAUCUUGAUAUAAGGGGAACAUCAUCACUUCGAGAGAUGCCUAAGCAAAUGAGAAAAUUGAGUUCUUUGCAAACUAUGACGGAUUUUGUUGUGAGCAAGCACGGUGGAGCAAGUAUCCGAGAGUUAAGCGAGUUGAUGCAGAUUCGUGGUGAACUUUCAAUCCGAAGUUUGCAAAAUGUGUCUUCCCCCGAUGACGCCUUAGAUGCAAAUUUGAGCAGUAGGGAAAAUCUCCAUGUGUUGGCACUUGAAUAUGAUGAUGAUAAUAGCGGUGAAAACUUCGACUUUGAAACUGUUCUAGAAUAUUUGAAGCCACCAGCAAACUUGGAAAAACUGAUGAUAAGAAACUACCGAGGUAAGAAGUUUCCAAGUUGGUUGGAUACCCAACUUUCAAUGUACACAAAUGUUGUCAAUUUGUGUCUUAAUGGCUGUAAAAAUUGCAACUCAUUACCGCCACUCGGGCAAUUAUCUUCUCUGAUGCACCUCGAAAUUAUGGGAAUGGACCUUAUAACAAGUGUCAAGGCCGAGUUCUAUGCUUACAACUCCGGUUUGAGCAAUCCGUUUCCUGUCUUAUGUAGUCUUGUUUUCAAGGAGAUGAAGAGUUGGGAAGUGUGGUUAGGACAUGAAAUGGAAGGUAAAGGGCUUCCUUUUCCCCGUCUUGAGACACUCACCUUACAAAAUUGCCCGAAACUCAAAGGUGACUUUCCUGUUCAUUUACCGACUUUAAAAGAACUCAACACAGAUGGGUGUGACAAAUUGCCCAAUUCAUUCUUACAUCCCUUGCACUGUCCACCACAGUCAGUUUCCGCGAGUUCAUUUCAUCUUUCAUCGCUUACCUCCUUAAAAUUGCAUAACUUAGUGUGGUUAGCGAGCUUACCCCCACAAAUAGAAACACUUUCGAAUCUAGAAACCAUGUCUAUACACAACAGUCCCAGCCUAGUCUCGCUAGCAGAAAUCAGAUUACCUCCGAACAUCAAAUGCCUUAAAAUAAAAGAGUGUGAAAUUCUCGAGUCUCUACCAAAUGCAAUGGUUAACUCAACCCAACUUCGAGAAUUUUCAGUAGAACACUGUCCUUGUCUAAGUUCCAAUGACGAGGAUACCCUGCCCACUUCAUUAUCAGAUCUUAGAAUCAAAUCAUGUGCGAGGUGGAAGUUUUCCUUAUUUGACUCCCAUAAUACUUCUAAGAUGCAACAAUACUCCUCCCUCGAGUUCUUACGAAUCAUAAACAUUGGAAACGCUUUUGCAUCCUUUCCCUUGGGUGUCCUCCCGAAACUCCAACAUCUUCUCCUUAACAAUUGUACCGACCUUCAAGCUGUGUAUAUUGCGACAGGAAUAGACCUCAACAACUUGAAAUCUCUUCAAAGGUUGAUCAUCAAAAACAAUCCCAUAUUAAGAUACAUAGGGAAAACACAGAGCUUAGGGGCAGUAAAUCUUCCUACUCCGAAUCUAAGAGAUUUUCGUGUCUUAUCAUGUAAUCAUGUAAAACCGCUAACAAGAGAUUGGGAAGGUUUACCAUCAUCUCAUCUAGAAAUUCUAGUCAUUGACAGUUUCGAGAAGAUAAGUUCACACAAGAGUACUCAGACUUUAUUCGCGUUUUCUUGUUUAAGAGUUCUAUCUAUACAAUGCCAUGUUGCAGAGUUCUUACCAGAGAAGGGUAGUCUUCCUAUUACAAUUAGUACACUUAGCCUAGUGAGGUGUCCCAACUUGAAAGUCCUGAAUAUGGAAGAACUUAAAAGGCUUAAAUGUUUAAUUGAAUUACAUAUUUUGAACUGUCCUAAUCUGAUAUGUUUGCCUGAUGAGGAGCUGCCCCCUACUCUUGGUCGUUUGGAUAUAGUCGGAUGCCCAUUGCUGGAAGCACGAUGCGAGAGGAAUAUAGGCCGUGAUUGGCCUAAGAUUCGUAACCUUCCUUGUGUGAAGAUCAACCGCAUUGUCAUCUAACAUGUGAGCUGCUUUUGUGAAAGACGGUUUCUCGACGAGAGGACCUCAAAUAAAAAGCUCAUGUUAUGUUCUCAUAGUAUGUAUUAGAUGUGUUAUUCAACACAUGUAUGAGACUCAUCUCUGAAUGAGAGUGUCUCAUACAACAAUUUGUGCUAACAUAUUGAAGCACAUCAAUAAGGGUGAUUAUGAAUUUUGAACUCUUUUGCAUUUAUCAUGUAUACACUUACCUGUUAUUCUUUUUUUUGUGUAAAAAAUCCCCAUUUAUGCAAAGUUAGAGGAGC